Molecule: messenger RNA, 534 nt
Organism: Suillus discolor
Lineage: Eukaryota; Fungi; Basidiomycota; Agaricomycetes; Boletales; Suillaceae
Exons: 1
Biological process (GO): COPII-coated vesicle cargo loading; endoplasmic reticulum to Golgi vesicle-mediated transport; endoplasmic reticulum organization
Cellular component (GO): COPII vesicle coat; endoplasmic reticulum exit site
Molecular function (GO): structural molecule activity
Source: RefSeq, a predicted model, not a curated record
CAGAUGGAUACGGGUGCUGACUUCUUCAGCACAAUCGGUGCUGCGCCCGAACUCGAAGUGCCUCAUCAUAACUACGGUCUUGAUUCAAGUGUCGCUGCUACCAUUGGGUCUGGUCCUUCGAGUGUAGCAAAUAAGAACCUGAAGAACACGUUCAAGAUCUACCCCUCUGACGAGAGUGAGACGGAUGGGCUGGUGACGAAAGCACUGGUGCUUGGCGACUUCGAGUCUGCUGUUUCGUUGUGUCUUUCUGCCGAACGCUACGCGGACGCUAUCCUACUCGCGAUCAAGGGUGGCGAAGAUCUUCUUCAACGCACCCAGAAGGCUUACUUCGAACGGCGUACCACCUCAUAUCCCUAUCUUCGUUUAUUCCAGAGCAUCGUCACCAAUGAUCUCUCGGACAUCGUACAGAAUGCCGACCUGCGAGAAUGGCAGGAGAUAUUUGUGGUGCUGUGCACCUUUGCGAGCCAGGAGGAGUUUUCGAACCUUGCGGAGCAACUUGGGAGUAGGCUGGAAUUCCAGAGCAGUCUGAUGCGU